Molecule: messenger RNA, 873 nt
Organism: Cyphellophora europaea CBS 101466
Lineage: Eukaryota; Fungi; Ascomycota; Eurotiomycetes; Chaetothyriales; Cyphellophoraceae
Exons: 3
Coding region: 1-873 (290 amino acids)
Biological process (GO): glutamate metabolic process
Molecular function (GO): D-glutamate cyclase activity
Source: RefSeq, a predicted model, not a curated record
AUGGCGAAUGGUCUAGCACUCCGAAAAGCCGCGCGAGAAGGGCAGUUGAGUGGUACAACAACAGGCCAAGCGCCAGGACAUAUCCAGGCAAAUCUUAUCGUUCUACCUGCCGUCGUCGCUCGUGACUUUGAGCUCCUCGCUGCGAGAAACCCUGUACCAUGUCCUGUCCUAGCAAAGACAAAGAUUCCCGGCGAUCCCCAUUCGUUCGCUCCAGCCAACCUAUUUCUGCAUUCCAAAGACCUCAGCACCGUCAUUGACAUCAGGACUGACCAUCCAGCAUACAACGUAUAUGAAAACGGCAAGCUGCUAGCAACCAAAUCCGACAUCAAGGACGAGUGGACCGAUUCAUCGGUUGCCUUCUUGAUAGGGUGCAGCUUCAGCUUUGAGUCGGCGCUGUGCAAGGCUGGCCUGACUCCUCGGAACAUCGAUCUAGGUCGCAACCCUCCAAUGUUCACCACUAGCAGCAGACUUAACCCGGCCGGCAUCUUUACCGGGGCCACGAUGGUUGUGAGCAUGCGCCCUUACCGACCAGAGGACAUCGAGCGAGUCCGGGAGAUUACACGCCCAUAUGUCAAGACUCACGGCGAGCCUGUGGCGUGGGGCUGGAAUGCUCUCGAUGAGCUAGGCAUUCGGGAUGUGAACAAACCCGACUUUGGACCAGUGACUGAGUUUCGUGAUGGCGAAGUGCCAGUCUUCUGGGGCUGCGGCGUAACUCCUCAGGUGGCGGUAAUGGCCGCUGCCGAGAAGAUCCCAGGCAAAGUCAUGUCGCACAAGCCUGGUAGCAUGCUCGUCCUGGAUAUUACCGAAGACCAGCUGUUUGCUGCCGAGAAUACGAGCAUCCAGCCGCUGGGACUGGUGAUCAACGGCCACUGA